AGUUAUUGGAACAUGUUAAACAUGUCAGCAAUUGUAACUCUGAUUGCAAUAUUAGCUCAGAUCCAAAUGGUUUCAGGCAUUGGAAACGACACAAUUAAAAUGAAGGUUCAAAAAGGCGAAACAGUUGUUUUAAAAUGUUCUACUUCUGAAGGUGAACCGUCCUGGUUAGGACCAGAUGUCAUCAAUUCGGGAGAAAAAGAGCUAGCUUACUUUUUAAAAGACAAACAUAACCCAACUCUGAAUCAAACCAAAUAUUCACUGGCGGAAAAUGAAGGAAGUUAUGAUCUGUUAAUUGGGAAUUUCCUGAAAGCAAACACUGGUUGUUAUAAAUGCAGAUUUGAAAAUGAUGGACUAUUUAACGAGACGAGGUAUUACGUAUCUUUGUUAGACAAAGAAUAUGAAACCACAACAAGAACUUUUACAGCUGGAAGCUUCCGGAAAACAUCAAGUAUAACGAAAAUUGCAAAGACAACCAAUUUUCAAAUUCCAAAUGAUCUAGAAGGAAACAACGAACACACUUUAAUAAUUUUGCUUGUUAUGAUUCCUAUUGUUCUGCUUGGAGGUUCUAUAACAAUUGUUGUAGUUCUAGCCAGAGUAAAAGGGACAUCUAUUGGUGAAAUGUUAGAAUCCCUUCCUUUAUCAUGUCAAAGAGAUACAGAAAGGUAA
Molecule: messenger RNA, 666 nt
Organism: Mytilus trossulus (common blue mussel)
Lineage: Eukaryota; Metazoa; Mollusca; Bivalvia; Mytilida; Mytilidae
Exons: 5
Coding region: 13-666 (217 amino acids)
Source: RefSeq, a predicted model, not a curated record